Messenger RNA from Cephus cinctus (wheat stem sawfly), 4624 nucleotides. RefSeq names its product myosin heavy chain 95F (gene jar). Gene Ontology annotation, molecular function: actin filament binding; microfilament motor activity; ATP binding. Gene Ontology annotation, cellular component: endocytic vesicle; actin cytoskeleton; myosin complex. NCBI's taxonomy places the organism in Eukaryota, Metazoa, Arthropoda, Insecta, Hymenoptera, Cephidae. The transcript is spliced from 22 exons. The record is from RefSeq and is a predicted model, not a curated record. Gene Ontology annotation, biological process: vesicle transport along actin filament; actin filament organization; endocytosis. Bases 652 to 4407 code for a protein of 1251 amino acids.
CGAGCGUGUCUCCUAGUUCCUGCUUGCCCUUUCGCUCGUUCAUUCGAUUCGGAUCCUUUGUCCGCUUUUAUUCGAACUUAACCAUUUCGUGGUGGCACCGUACGAGGAGAACUUCCGGUGACAGGAAGCGACUGCGUUCAUGGGAAAGCAGCAGAAUUUCGUCGUUAACCAAUCGCCGAUGCCAUUCCUGAGAAUUAGCAGUGGGGUUUGAAUUGCAAAGAAAUAUAUUUUUUUAUUGUCGUACAUGACACCGUUAACGAUCGGUAUAUUACCACAAAGAGUUAUCGUGACUGUCGGUUAAAAACAAUUGAUAAUCCAAUGACAUUCAGACUACCUCGGACGUGCAAUCGUAAUUUCAUGUCGGUCGAUCAUGCGAUAAACUCUAUUUACGAAACUCUCUUGCGGCGAUUUUCCGUACUAAAAUAUUCUCUAUUCAGGUCACGUCGCGUUAUUGUUCCCACGUGAGGAUUCGUUUGAUAAUUUUCGAAAAUCCUUUUUUUUAAUUACAAAAAUGGCGCCUCUCUUGCUUUCCGUGUUCCAUAGGAAUUCUUUGACAGGCAACUUUAACUCCACGAAGUCAGAGAACUGUUGUAAGCUAAUGAAGAGUGCAGCGAAGUAGCGAGGCCGAAGCGAAGUGGCAGGGAGGGUGCGAUGGAGAACCAGCAGGUUUGGGUCAGAGACCCUCAAGAGGGGUUCAUCAUUGGUAAAUUCGUCGACAUGGUCGACGGGGAUGCACUGAUCGUUCCAUUGGAUAAAAAGCAUCCCCAGAGGACGUGUCCGCUGGACGAGGUCUAUCCUGCCGGAGAGUACACCAAAGACGUAGAGGACAAUUGUGCUUUGAUGUACCUGAACGAAGCGACGCUUCUGAACAAUAUACGCACCCGUUACUUCAAGGAUAGGAUAUACACUUAUGUCGCCAAUAUUCUCAUCGCUGUGAAUCCCUACUGCGAAGUCAAGGAUCUUUACUCGCCUCAAACUAUCAAGGGCUACCAGGGAAAGUCUCUUGGCGAGACGCCACCCCAUGUCUUCGCCAUUGCCGACAAAGCCUUCAGGGAUAUGAAGGUUUUGAAACAGUCGCAAAGUAUUAUUGUAUCCGGAGAGUCUGGCGCUGGAAAGACAGAAUCCACUAAGUAUCUCUUGAGAUACCUUUGUGACCUUUGGGGAUCUACUGCUGGACCGAUAGAGCAAAAAAUUCUUGAUGCUAACCCAGUUUUGGAAGCCUUUGGCAAUGCCAAAACCAAGAGGAACAACAAUAGCUCGCGUUUUGGAAAAUUCAUGGAAGUACAUUUUGACGCUAAAUGUCAGGUCGUCGGUGGCUACAUUUCGCAUUACCUCCUGGAGAAGUCGAGGAUCUGUCUUCAAAGUCCUGACGAGAGGAACUACCAUGUUUUCUAUAUGAUGUGCGCAGGCGCACCGGCUGAUCUUCGCGCGAAACUUGGUAUCACCAAGCCUGAUGAUUUUCACUAUCUGAGGAACGGCUGCACCCAAUAUUUUUGCAAUUCCAAAUCCGAGAAGAAGCUCAAUGAGGCCCAGAAGAGUCGGGAGCAGCGCGGCAAGGGAAGUCUGCACGAUCCGAUCCUUGACGAUGUCGAAGGUUUUAACGCGAUAGAUCAGGAGAGAGCGACGGCUCUUACGAGGCUGGGUCUGACAGACGCGGAACGCAUGGAAAUUUACACCAUGGUUGCAGCUGUUCUUCAUCUAGGGAAUAUCACUUUCGAGGACAAUCCUGAGGAUACCAAGGGUGGCUCCAGGAUAUCUGCCAACUCGGAGAAGGCGGUUACCAUGUCGGCUAAAUUACUUGGGGUUGAUCCUGAGGAACUGAGGCAGGCUCUUGUAUCAAAAGUCAUGCAAACGAGUCGUGGUGGAAUCAAAGGAACCGUCAUUAUGGUCCCCUUGAAGGUCUACGAAGCCAACAACGCCAGGGACGCUCUUGCCAAAGCCAUUUACAGCAAACUCUUUGAUCACAUUGUUGGCAGAAUCAACAAAAGUAUUCCUUUCAAAGCUUCCAGCUAUUACAUCGGCGUUCUCGACAUCGCGGGAUUUGAGUAUUUCAAAGUCAACAGUUUUGAACAGUUUUGCAUCAAUUACUGCAACGAGAAGCUGCAGCAAUUCUUCAAUGAGAGAAUUCUCAAAUACGAGCAGGAUCUCUAUGCAAGAGAAUCUCUGAAUGUUCCCAAAAUCUCCUACGUGGAUAAUCAGGACUGCAUUGAUCUCAUCGAGUCGAAAACUAUUGGAAUCUACAGUUUACUCGACGAAGAGUCGAAACUACCAACUCACAGUUUUGCACACUUCACGAGUGAAGUUCACAGGGCAUGGAAUGGACACUUCAGAAUAACGUUGCCGCGCACUUCACGUCUAAAGGCGCACAGGGAACUGAGAGAUGACGAAGGAUUUGUUAUCCGUCAUUAUGCUGGCGGUGUUUGCUACCAGACGAAUCAAUUUAUUGAAAAGAAUAAUGAUGCCCUUCACGCCUCGUUGGAAGCACUUAUUCAAGAGAGUAGCACCACAUUUCUACGAACGCAAUUCGCCAACCAAUCUUGUCAAAAAGGAAAGUUGACUUUCAUAAGCGUCGGAAGCAAGUUCAAGACUCAGCUUGGUGAGCUUAUGGAGAAACUGAAGAGCAACGGAACAAACUUUGUUCGUUGUAUCAAACCUAACAACGAGAUGGUCGAUCACCAAUUUGAUGGAAACAGCAUUCUUGGACAAUUGCGUUGUUCCGGCAUGACGUCUGUUCUUGAACUCAUGGAACACGGCUAUCCCAGUCGUGUUCCAUUCCAGGAACUUUACAAUAUGUACAAGUCGUAUUUGCCACCAGAAUUAGCCAAGCUGGAUCCCAGAUUCUUCUGCGAGGCUUUGCUGCACAGCUUGAACCUGAGUAAAAAAGACUUCAAGUUUGGUAUCACACGAGUAUUUUUCAAACCGGGAAAAUUCGCGGAGUUCGAUAAGAUCAUGAAGUCCGACCCAGAGAAUCUGAAAAAACUCGUAGCGAACGUGAAGAAAUGGUUAUUGAAAUCACGUUGGAAUAAAAUGCAGUUCUGUGCACUCUCUGUGAUCAAGUUGAAGAACAAGAUUAUAUAUCGUCGUCAUCAUCUGAUCAUCAUCCAGAAGACUGCCCGAAUGUACCUAGCUAAAAAGCAACAUCAGCCUCGUAUCAAGGGCAUCGUAAAGAUAAAGAGUUUAAAAAAUCAAUUAACGAGAAUGCAGGAAACUUCGACUCAGCUGAAGAGUGCGAAGGAGAAGAGCAUAAACGAUAUUAAGAAACUUCAGUCCGAUCUUGAAGCGGCUGUUCAGAAGAUUAAGGCGAAUGCAAAGAUUAAGCCGCAGGAAAUUGACGCGAUGUACAACGACCUGUUGUCUCAAGUCAACAAACAGAUGGCGGGACUUCAAGAUAUGGUGAAGCAGCAGAAGAUAGCGGAGGAGCAAGAAAGGUUGAGAAAAAUUCAGCAGGAAAUGGAAGGGGAGAGGAGGCGAAAGGAGGAGGAAGAACGUAAGAAACGAGAAGAGGAGGACAAUCGAAGGAAGAAAAUCGAAAUGGAGACACGAAGAAAAGCUGAGGAGGAACAAAGAAGAAGACAAGAAGAGGAAGACAAGAAGACAGCAGCUGCUCUGCAGGCUCAGCUAGAGAAAGAAGCAAUGGAGGAGAGUCGUUACAGAGAACAACUGGAACAGGAACGAAGAGACCACGAACUGGCCGUUAGAUUGGCUCAGGAAUCUAAUGGCCAAGUGGAAGAUUCUCCACCUCCAGUGAGAAGUGGUUCAGACGUGCGGGUACCACCGACAAACAACAACAGGCUCAUAAGAUCGGAGCAGGUACGCAACAGUCAGGCUGCACUUUCCAACAAGAAAUACGAUCUAUCCAAGUGGAAAUAUUCCGAAUUGCGCGAUGCCAUUAACACGUCCUGCGACAUAGAGUUACUCGAGGCCUGUCGUCACGAGUUCCAUCGCAGACUUAAGGUCUAUCACGCAUGGAAGGCAAGAAAUCGUAGGCGCACUACUAUGGAUGAAAACGAAAGAGCUCCGAAAUCCAUUAUGGAGGCAGCUGCCAAGACGCCACGGACUCCAAUGAAACAACCCAUCUUGGAAUCGUCCCAGAGAUACUUCAGAAUUCCAUUCGUACGUCCAGCGACGGCAGGUCAACAAGAGACGCCCAAUGGAGGCGGAAAACGGGGCUGGUGGUAUGCCCACUUCGAUGGUCAAUACGUUGCUCGACAAAUGGAACUUCAUCCUGACAAACCGCCGAUUCUUUUAGUGGCCGGUGUGGAUGACAUGCAAAUGUGCGAGUUGAGCCUGGAUGAGACCGGAUUGACCAGAAAACGCGGAGCUGAAAUCCUUGAUCACGAAUUUAAUCGAGAAUGGGAACGUCAUGGCGGUAAACCGUACAUUCCCCCAAGUGAUCGUAAGAAAUGAACGUUCACGCUUUCAAACGUCGAUUUCCGGCCAAUCGAUAAAACCACAGUAACCGAUUUCCAAUUGAUCAUAGACAUGAAACUACUUAAAAUUUUUCCGAACGUUCUGAAGCUGCUACGAUGGAGUUAAGUUUUCUUGAAGUGUAACGAUUAAGUCGAAUUCACUAAUCAUCAGGGUAAAAAAUUAGCGUUAUGAUUCCUCAACCACCACCCUUCCU